Molecule: messenger RNA, 3138 nt
Organism: Helicoverpa zea (corn earworm)
Lineage: Eukaryota; Metazoa; Arthropoda; Insecta; Lepidoptera; Noctuidae
Gene: stet
Product: rhomboid-related protein 3
Exons: 10
Coding region: 390-1757 (455 amino acids)
Cellular component (GO): membrane
Molecular function (GO): serine-type endopeptidase activity
Source: RefSeq, a predicted model, not a curated record
UCUUAAACACGGAAUGUAAACAAAAACAAGGUCAUGUAACAGUUAUUUAUUUUCUGGAGAUAUUCAAGGGAUUCCACCGGUCAGUGCAACAAUUAUAACGUGCAUCAUCAAGGCAAAAGAUACAAAACAACGUGCCUUAUAAUCUUUUUCCACUCAUAGAAUCUAGUUACUUGUUAUUAACUGAUUUCUGUCCAUAAACCUCCAAGUCCAAAAUUAAAAGCGUCCAGCACAAAAAUUUUCGGUCCCAUCGUCUGUCCAAGGAAGUUUAAUAUUAUAUCUACAAAUCGAAGUUGCUGAAAAAGUUGUUUGUUUAGUUAGUUUAGUAUGAUAUCGAGAGAGUUAUUGUAAUAGAGAGCAAGCGCAGUAGUGUGGAUGGUGUUGCAAGCAGCAUGUCUGUGUGGGUGGGAAGUGGCGCAGGCGGCGAGAUGCGCGCGCCGCCCGCCGCCACUAUCCUCUCAACUAACACCUCCAUGGAGUCCGGGAUCGAGGCCGGGGUGCUGCCCACCGUCACGGGAUCCCUCGCUUCAGCCCGGGACUCCCUUGGCUCUAUAUCCCGUGCAGCAGAACCCCUCUACGACACUGAUCACACGGACCUCGGUUCGGAGUUGGACGAGGCGGAAAUACGGCGGGAGUUGAUGCACGAUAAAUGGCGCCUCUUAUUUGAUAGGUUCGAUCCGGAGGGUUUCGGCGAGAUCCCGUGGCCAGAUUUCAUACAAACCCUUCAAAAUCCGGAUUUUAUAGCACAGGUGCCACCUCAUAAACGUGAGAUUCUCCUGGAUAAGGCACAGAGCGCGACGAGCAACGCAAUCACAUUUCAGGAGUUCGUCAAUGUGAUGAGCGGCAAGCGCACACGCAGCUAUAGAUGCGCAGUACACCACCGCGACCGUGAGGUCAGCUCCGAGAACGACUUCCAUCUGCUCCUAGAGGAUCCCACGUUAUUCGCCAGGAUGGUGCACCUUGUAGCGAUGGAGAUGCUCCCGGAGGAGCGAGACCGCAAGUACUACCAGGAGAGGUAUACUUGCUGUCCUCCGCCUUUCUUUAUCAUCUGCGUCACAUUACUAGAGUUGGGCGUGUUCGCGUGGUACGCGUGGGGCGCCGGUGGCGUGGCGGCGGCGGCAGGCCCGGUGCCCGUGGACUCGCCGCUCGUGUACCGCUCCGACCGACGUCGCGAGCUCUGGCGCUUCCUCACCUACAGCGUCGUGCACGCCGGCUGGCUGCACCUCGCCUUCAAUCUGCUGGUCCAGCUUGCGGUGGGUCUCCCACUAGAGAUGGUGCACGGAGCCGUGCGGUGCGCGGCAGUGUACCUGGCGGGUGUGCUGGGCGGGUCGCUGGCGGCGUCGGUGCUGGACCCCGACGUGUGCCUCGCGGGAGCGUCGGGCGGGGUCUACGCUCUCCUCGCCGCGCACCUCGCGAAUGCGCUGCUCAACUUCCACACCAUGCGAUAUGGCGCCGUGAGGCUGGUUGCCGCGCUCGCAGUCGCGUCCUGCGAUGUGGGCUUUGCAGUUCACGCUAGGUAUACUAAGGAGGCGCCGCCGGUAUCGUACGCGGCGCACGUGGCGGGCGCGCUGGCGGGACUCACGAUCGGGCUGCUGGUGCUGAAGCACGCGCAGCAGCGGCUGUGGGAGCGGCUGCUGUGGUGGGCGGCGCUGGGCGCGUACGCCGCCUGCACGCUGUUCGCCGUGCUGUACAACGUGUGCAGCGCGCCCGUCGACGAGCUGCACUACCUGCCGCCCGACCCGCCGCCCGAUGCCUUCUGACGCCCCACUACACAACACUAAUGCCACGAACUACUCCUAUGCUGCGGCUGCAAUAGUCACCUAAGAAUAUUCGUUGCAAUGCACGAUGAAUCUUCGCCCGCUAAUGAAGCCCCAGCAUUACAGCUCGAUGUCAACAACUUUGCCCUUCUGAAGUCAGUCAUUUGAUUCCUCGUGCAGUUCUUUUUUUUCAAUAGUGAUUUCUUCGUUCGUUUUGAAUGUUGCGCAGUAGUAGCCGACUUCAAAGUGGUAAAGUCAUUUGACGAGCUAUAGGAGCAUCGUUUGGCCGACCGAGCCUAUGCUUAUGUUCGCGGACAGUGCGAUCCACUCACAACACGCCUAGUCAAUUUACCUUAGUGUGAUUUGCUAUAAGUAGUAUUAUAUUCGAGGAGGCCCCCUGAUGUCAGUGUCCAUACAUUUUGUAUCGUGCCUACCGAAUCAUUUCUUAUAUUCCUUGAGAUUAUUUUAUCCAUUUUCGUAAUUUCGUUACUAAUUGCCUCCUCGCGAUACUUAAUUGUUAAGUAGUCUUAAUUAUAUUAAAUAGGUGAACUAUUUUUGUACCUACUAUCAGCGUCGGUAGUGUAUAGAUGAAGGCGUUACCGCGACACAACAGUUUAAUGUUCCCGUGUGGACUGGCCGACUUUACUAAACGCAGUGUCACCUAAUUUAUUCACUAAACCAGUAAUCGCUUCUUAAUAAAAUGUACUAGGUUUAGUAAAGCCAGUCAGCGUAGUUAUGCCCAGCACACCAAAGAUUAGGAUAAACGGCAUCCAUGCUCGAGUAGUGGAAGUUUCCUUACUCUCUCCAUGUUUCAAAUUUGAUUGAAUAUUAAUACAUAUAGAUUUUUAAUUAAAUUGCUCACUGUUAAACAAAUACUAUAAGUAUGCCUCAGUAACUGAUUUCAACGUAAAUAAUGAUUGUUAUUUAAGUAUUUGUGUAAAUUGCUCAAUUGCAAUGAUUAUUUUAAUCAGAAUUGAUUAUAUGCUCAAAAGUGAGUUUUUUUUUAUUUUAUUGGAUCAAUUAUUUGCUGAUAUAUUAUUAUAACAAAUAAUAUAGUUUAUUGUGAUUUCGUCCAUUUCCAUUCGUCUCUCGCAUUCGUCCUGUUUCCUAGGUAUGAUCCAACGAUUAACAAGUUGUCUUGCUACUCACUAGUGAAUAGUUUUAUUAUUAAUAAUGUGCCUGAUUCCUAUUAUUGUAAAUUUAAUCGUAUACUUUAAUUCUAAUCAAAUAAUGUCAGGAAACGACUGAGUUUUGUAUUAAUUAUUGCAGAAUAUUUUCUUGUUUAAUUUAUUUUAAAAUUAUUUUAAGUGUGAAUCAGAAUAAUUAUGAUUAUGUGAUUAUAUAAAUGAAAAUAAGAGUGAAUAUAAUUGAGAAUUAUUAAAAA